Messenger RNA from Lytechinus pictus (painted urchin), 4463 nucleotides. Its product is annotated as complement C2-like. Gene Ontology annotation, cellular component: extracellular region. Gene Ontology annotation, biological process: complement activation; proteolysis. The transcript is spliced from 17 exons. The record is from RefSeq and is a predicted model, not a curated record. Gene Ontology annotation, molecular function: serine-type endopeptidase activity. The coding region runs from base 277 to 3072 and encodes 931 amino acids. NCBI's taxonomy places the organism in Eukaryota, Metazoa, Echinodermata, Echinoidea, Temnopleuroida, Toxopneustidae.
AUUUAAAAACCCGCUUGUCAUACUUAUGUUCGUCGGCAUGUCCGCUGGCUAAAACUCCGGAGUGUGACAUCACCAUGAACGAUCAAACGAAACCUCGUGAUUGGCUGAACUCUGGGACUAAUAACAGCGGUAGUUCACUUUCACUUCAUAUACUGUCACGCCGAGACCGUUUUACUGGGACUGCAACUAUCUGUAUUUCAAUUAGAUGUCUAUGUGCAGUUUGAUAUAGGUGUUAAAAGAUUAAGUUUGUGAGGAGACGGUCUUUGGAGCUUUAAGAUGAAGUCUUCGGCGAUCAUCGCCGUCGCCAUCAUAGGACUCAUCUCUGUUUGCUCAGUCGAAGGGACAAGAUGUCGCCGACCGAAGAGUCUACGGAGUGGGCGUUACGAAUAUCGAGAUGGUAAUGACUACGGAUCAACACAUCUUCCUGAGAAUUACGUCAUUCGUGUGGUUUGUGAGCCUGGCUCUUCGCUCGUAGGAGAUGAGUUCAUUAUCUGCCAAAACAAUGGAAAGUGGAGUGAUUAUCCAUAUUGCCAUGCUCCAGUGGCAUGCUUUAAUCCUCCUGCGAGUCCAACCAACGGGUAUGUGCGCAUGCGUGGAAAAUCUGCUCGAAGUAUUGCUGUGUAUCGUUGCAACCCAGGAUACGAGCUUCAUGGAAGACGAACUGUAGUAUGCGACGGAUUUACGGGUAGAUGGCAGGGUGAUGUCCCGCAUUGCUUCGGAACCCCAUCUUGCCGUGACCCCGCUGUACCGUCCGGAUUCUUAGACUUGGUUCUUAAUGACGCCUCUGGAACCAAAAUCGGUGAUCUCUACACAGAACGCACGGAGUUCAGCUACGCCUGUCAAAUAGGAUACUAUCUUCCUCGUGACGUCACAAUCACGUGUCAAACUGGUACCUGGGCAGGGGAUGACGACCCACCAGAAUGCAAGAGAAUCACCUGCACCCCACCCACCCUGGAGCCAUUGGUAAAUGGUGUACACGACAUUAAAAAUAAGACCUACUUUGUCGGAGAUAUUGUACAAUAUCUGUGUAACGAAGGAUACCUUGUUGACGGAAUUAGCUGGCAGGUGUGUCAGAGUAACGAUGGCCCCGAUGGAAUAUGGUCCGAUACUGUGCCAACAUGCAAAGAGGCAAGGUGUCCUGAUCCAGGCCGCACUCACCUUGACAGAGGAACAAUUUCUUUCUCACCGAAUGAUGGACGAGGGACCACUAAUUCUUGGCCAGUAGGGACAGUAAUGAGUCUCAGUUGCCCUUCAUAUCUAGAGCUUCUGGGUUCAAGUGAGAGGGUUUGUCAAUCUGAUGGUCACUGGAGCGGUACUUUGACGUCAUGCAACAGUGAAGAAUACCACUGCCCCGCCUUGGGAAACCCCAUACACGGUUCGAAAGAAGGCUCUCCGCAGUACAGAGAGAAUACAAAGGUCGUAUUCCAAUGUGACCCUGGUUACCAGAUGGUGGGAUCUAAGGAGAGGAUGUGUACCUUUAGUGACGGCUGGACGGGAGAGAUGCCAAGAUGCAUGGGUCGAAAUGAGUUCGAUGAAUUUUCUCGAGUAAAGGAUGGACUAGGGAAGACGUUCGACGAAAUCAUGUUCGACAGCGGCUCUUUGCUGGACAACACGACCUCCAACUCAGGUGCGCGAAGAAAACGCACAAUUGAUCUGUCGUCUGGACAAGACAUCUAUUUUGCCUUUGAUGCAUCGAACAGCGUCGGAUCGGCAAAUUUCAGGAAAGGAAAAAAGUUUGCCACUAAUCUAGUUGGAAAGCUUAACGUUACAGGUACAUCCAGUGGAACCCGGGUCGGGGUGGUGACCUACUCAUCGGAAGCAACUGAAGUGUUCAACGUCACGGAGUUCACUUCAUCAGAUGCUGUAAUAACUGCUAUCAAUACCCGUGUUGAAUAUACAGGAAAAGGAACGAAUUUACCUGGGGCUCUACUGAAAAUCAAGGAUAUGAUCGUAGCUACACAUGACGUAACCACAGAAACUGACAGAAAACGAAUUCUAUUUGUACUAACAGACGGUUUCAGUAAUAUUGGGGGUGAACCGUCGCACCGGGCGGACGAAUUAAAGGAAAGUUUGAACGUGAAGAUUCACUGCAUUGGAAUCAGCCCUAAUACGGACAAGGAAGCACUUGCGAAAAUCGCCUCUGUUAAUAAGAAUGAUCACGUCUUCUAUAUCGAAAAUUAUAUUGUACUGGACCAGCUUGUAGAUGCCGUAACUGAUUCGCAAACAGCUUAUGAAGAGUGUGGACUGAGUAAUCCAAGUGCAGCGUCUCGCAUCACCCUAGGUGACGAGUCCAGUCUGGGUGAAUGGCCAUGGCAAGCCGCCCUCUACGAUAACACUAACCAUGAUAUAUUAUGUGGGGGCUCUCUGAUUGACAAGAACUGGGUUAUGACAGCAGCACACUGUUACAACGAAGACACGAGCAAGUAUCUGACAGGAGAAAAAACAACUGUUUAUCUUGGUAUGGUUAAACGAUCAGACGAAAAUCUGGAGAGAGCACAGUCUUUCGAUGUGGUUGAAGUGAGAAAGCACCCGGAUUACUACAAAGCCAAUGACGGCGCAGAUCAUAACGACAUCGCCCUCCUACGUCUUGAUCGUCCAGCAGAGCUCAAUGAACAUGUUCGGACCGUAUGUCUCCCACCACCUUUAUCGAGAAAAACUGCUAACUGGUUCGUGAGUCCCAACCGGACCGCAACAGUCACGGGAUGGGGUGAUACUACAUCUGGUGGGGAAUCCUCGUUCGGUCUUCUGCAAAUCCACAUACCACCCGUGAGCAACGAUUUGUGUCAAGAAACAUACAAAAGUAAUUCUAUAGGGAUUACAGUCAUCACAACAUUUGAAUUUUGCGCGGGAUUCAUACCUCAAAUUGAAGAUGAUUUGGUGGCAGAUGCAUGCCAUGGCGAUUCAGGUGGCCCAUUGGUCGUUCCAAGGUUUGCAAACAAACUGGGACGAGACAAAUAUAGGCAAGUCGGAAUCGUCAGCUAUGGUCCCAGUAAUUCAUGUGGAAAGACAUUUGGAGUCUACACCAGAGUCCAACGAUAUAUUGAAUGGAUUAAUGGAAUCAUAAAUACCUAAGAGAGUAGGUGCAGGCCCCGGGUGCAGGCCUUAAAAUGUAUGGAGGUGAGCUUAAGAUGAAACGAUUCCUAUGCACAUUCUUGUUUUACUUCAAACACACCCACACUAUUCCACACUGUUUCAAUCAAAGUAAGUCCAGAUGAAUACAUUUAUAUAUUUUUUUUCAUCGUAAUUUGACUUUUCCUGGAUAAAUCAAAACAUACAUCAGUUUACACCCACACUAUAUUUUACAUACACAACAACACCUAUCUUCUCUGUGUGAGUGUCUCAAUUAAUUCAAUUCUUUAUUUCAUUUCCAUUCAAACAUAAUACAAAGUGAUAUAUCCCUCACACACCAAACCCCACACAAAAUUGGUUAAACAAGAUAAUAAAGCCUACAUAGUUUCUGACUUUAUUGAUUGGUAAAGUGUUGACAACAUUUUUCAUGAAAGUAUUAUUAGAAUAUCAUUACAAUCUAAAUUGUAAAGAAACGAAAAUGUGUGCUCAUACGGGUUACACAAAGUCACGCUCAACCUAGGCUCAUCAGAGAGAUUUCUAUAUAAACAUGCCCACAAAGAAUAUGUAUAGUCUGGGCAAUAUCUCCUGAAUCACGUACCGCAGUAUCAUAUGUGUAGUACUUUUUUUUGCAAAAUUAAAAUUUUCCUUUUACUCUCAUUUAACUCUUUUAGGUUUUUUUUCAAACCUAAAUCGUGUAUCAAUUCAUUCCAUAUGCUGACUGUUAAAUCCCAAUUGGAUUUUUCUUGAAUAAUUUUGCAUUGUAUUUUAAGCCUAUUGUAUUGUAUGGUAUUAUACGCAAGUAACUUCAUGUACAGUUUGUAUUAUAAUCUUGAAAUAUCCACGCAUUGUCAUUAGAUAACUUGUCAAAACUCAGAGCCAUGUUUUUUUCCAACGGGAAUUCGAUAAGCGGCUAUUCAUUACCGAUCCUUGAAUGCGGUGAAUAGGCGUUAUGAAAGGACGCAUCUGCGCAUGUCGUCUUUAAACCCGACUCCCAGUCAAUAGACGUCGCAUAGACUUUUGACAAGUUGCCUGAGAAACGAUAACCAAUAAAAGCCAAUGAGGAAACUUACUCGUUAAUCGUCGUUUUUCUUUCAUUAUUAUUAGGCAGAUAUGAUUAUGAUUCUAUAUAUGGUAAGACUAAGACGGUAAAAACAACGAUUUUGAAAUAUUAGCCAUGAUGAAUAUCAUACUUUAUGUGGCUUUAUGGAGGCGGUACAUUGUGAUCUUUGUCUUCUUUCCAUUACGUUCUUAUGCUCAUCACUUUGUAAAUGAUUCCACUUAAUUUGUUUUUGUUUCUUCUUCAAAUAUUCGUAUUGAAAUAUCUAUACUGCAUUAAUGGAGCGAUUUAUUUUGAAUAAAAUAUCUGAAAAAUAGUUCGGAUAAGAAAGACAGCA